This is a messenger RNA of Asparagus officinalis (garden asparagus), 853 nucleotides long. Its product is annotated as mitogen-activated protein kinase kinase kinase 1-like. The transcript has 5 exons. NCBI's taxonomy places the organism in Eukaryota, Viridiplantae, Streptophyta, Magnoliopsida, Asparagales, Asparagaceae. The coding region runs from base 27 to 752 and encodes 241 amino acids. Gene Ontology annotation, biological process: protein phosphorylation. The record is from RefSeq and is a predicted model, not a curated record. Gene Ontology annotation, molecular function: ATP binding; protein kinase activity.
GCGUAUUGCUGACUCCGCCGUCGACGAUGAUGUCGAUCACUACGCAAUCGGCGCCUCCGACGAUGUCAACAACGAAGCUGAAUCCGUCGCCUUCAUCGGUUCUUGCUCCCCCUCCGUCGAUUUUGUUGCCAGAGUUUGAGAAGAUCGGAUCUACUUGGGAUUUGGUGAUGGCGUUUGCGCCUGAUGAUGGGAUGGAGGAAGGGAGGAGGAGGUGUUUUGAGUCUGAGGAGGAGGACGAGAGGUUGAGGUUGAGGGGAGAGAUUUCGGAGGAUGUUACAUCCACAUCCUAUGAUGACGAUUCAUCGAGCACAACGACAGAGGGUUUGUUUGUCAUUUCUCCAAAUGGGAGAUUCAACAGAAUUAUUAGAGCUUGGCAGAAGGGGCAGCUUCUUGGGAGUGGCUCAUUCGGGACGGUAUAUGAGGGGAUUAGCGAGGAUGGUUUCUUCUUUGCUGUUAAAGAAGUAUCUUUAGUUGACCAGGGAAUUGAUGCCCAGGAGUGCAUUCUUCAACUUGAGCAGGAGAUUGCACUCUUAAGCCAGUUUGAACAUGAAAACAUUGUUCGGUAUUAUGGGACAGACAAGGAACUCGCAAAACUGUUCAUUUUCCUUGAGCUUGUCACACAAGGUUCUCUAGCAUCUCUGUACCAAAAGUAUCAUCUUCGAGAUAGCCAAGUCUCUUCAUACACCCGUCAGAUCUUAAAGGGUUUAAAUUAUCUUCAUGAGAAAAAUGUAGUUCACAGAUUUACGCAAUGAAGGGCUGCAGGCCAAUAUUUCGAUGAUCAUAUGAAGCGACAGCUAUUAAUUGUCCCUCUUAUGUAACUGGAUCUGUAGUUGACAACCGGACAUUGUUGGUU